This is a messenger RNA of Helianthus annuus (common sunflower), 4246 nucleotides long. RefSeq names its product indole-3-acetaldehyde oxidase. The transcript has 9 exons. Gene Ontology annotation, molecular function: iron ion binding; 2 iron, 2 sulfur cluster binding; FAD binding. NCBI's taxonomy places the organism in Eukaryota, Viridiplantae, Streptophyta, Magnoliopsida, Asterales, Asteraceae. Bases 72 to 4070 code for a protein of 1332 amino acids. The record is from RefSeq and is a predicted model, not a curated record.
UGAACGAAAUUUAGGCGGUAAGAGAUAAGCUGUGUUUCAUCUGCACCAACCAACCCAUCUUCCCAACAACAAUGGAAGAUAUCCAACUAACUUCUACACAACCACUGGUCUUUGCUGUCAAUGGAGAGCGUGUUGAGCUCACUAGCGUUGACCCUUCAACUACCCUGCUUCAGUUCUUGCGUUCCCAUACUCGUUUUAAGAGCGUUAAGCUCGGUUGCGGUGAAGGUGGUUGUGGUGCUUGUAAUGUUCUACUGUCCAAGUUCGACACCAAGCUUAAAAAAGUUGAAGAUUACACAGUGAGUUCGUGUCUUACGCUUCUUUGCAGUGUAAACGGGUGUUCAAUCACUACGACCGAAGGCCUUGGAAACAUCAAAGAUGGAUUUCAUUCCAUUCACCAACGUUUUGCCGGUUUUCAUGCGUCUCAAUGUGGUUUUUGCACUCCAGGAAUGUGUGUUUCACUCUUUUCAGCACUUGUUAAUUCAGAGAAAACCUGUCGACCCGAACCCGCUUUUGGUUCAUCCAAACUCACUGCCUCAGAAGCAGAAAAGUCCAUUUCUGGUAAUCUAUGUCGAUGCACUGGUUAUCGUCCUAUUGCCGAUGUAUGCAAAAGUUUUGCAGCUGAUGUUGAUAUGGAAGAUUUGGGGCUUAAUUCAUUCUGGAAAAAGGAUGCUAAACUGAAUAAACUACCUUUAUACGAUUCAAAACAAAUAACCACUUAUCCUGAGUUUCUGAAAAACGAUUACAACUCCACAACGGUUUUGAAUUAUCAGAAUAAGUCUUGGUAUAGUCCAGUUUCUGUAGAGGAACUUGGGAGCUUGUUGGAAUCCAUCUCAGCUGAAAAUGGUAUGACGGUAAAGUUGGUUGCUGGGAACACCGGAACCGGUUAUUAUCAGGAAACCGAGUACUAUAACAAGUACAUCGAUCUUAGGUGUAUCCCCGAGCUUUCUGAAAUUAAAAAAGCUGGCCCACAUAUUGAAAUUGGAGCGGCGGUUUCAAUCUCUAAGUUAAUCAUGGCGUUAAAAGACGAAAGAAGCGAUAUUGUGUUCAAAAAAAUUGCUUCCCAUUUAGAGAAAAUUGCUUCUGAAUCCAUCAGAAAUGUAGCAAGUGUAGGUGGCAAUUUGGUAAUGGCACAAAGAAAGAACUUUCCUUCCGAUAUAGCCACUGUACUUCUUGCGGUGAAUUCAAAAGUUACGAUUUUGACAGGGGUAAAAAAGGAAACUCUUACACUGGAGGAGUUUCUUGAAAAACCUGCUUUGGAUUCAAGAAAUGUGCUUUUGAGUGUUUUCAUUCCAUGCUUGAGACCAACCGAAAAUGGCUACUCGAAAAAUACUAAAACUAAGCUUUUAUUUGAAACGUAUCGUGCUUCUCCACGUCCUCUUGGGAAUGCAUUAGCUUAUUUAAACGCUGCUUUUUCGGCUGAAGUUUGUAACGUUAAUGAUGGUGUUGUAAUUAACCGCAUUCAGCUAGCUUUUGGUUCUUUUGGUGUUAAACAUGCAAUAAGGGCAAGCAUGGUUGAAACUUAUCUUGUCGAGAAAAAGUUAAGUGUUGAGUUGAUUUCUGAAGCGGUUAAAUUAAUAAAGGUUGCUAUCUCUCCGGAAAAUGGUACAUCAGAUCCUGCUUACCGGUCAAGCUUGGCUGCUAGUUUUCUGUUUGACUUUCUCAUGCCAAUAGAUGAUCCUGAAAUUAGUUCAAGAUUGACGAUCGAUGAUUGUGAAAGAACAACAUUGUUGUCACCUGCAAAGCAAGUUAUAGAAUCGAGCCAUGAACAUUAUCCUGUUGGUGAACCGGUCAUAAAAUCCGGUGCUGCAAUCCAAGCUUCGGGUGAAGCGGUAUUUUUAGAUGACAUUCCUUCACCGUUGAACUGCCUUCACGGAGCAUUCAUUUACAGCACCAAACCUUUGGCACGGGUUAAAAGCAUUAAACUGAAGUGCGAAAAAGAUGUCAACUCUGUUGUUACAUUUCAAGAUAUUCCAAAGGGUGGUGAUAAUAUAGGGGCUAUAAAUAGUUUCGGUACAGACCCAUUAUUCUCUAAUGAAGUUACUCAGUGUGCUGGCCAGCGUAUAGCAUUUGCGGUUGCGGAGACACAGAAGAAUGCUGACAUGGCAGCGGGUACAGCAACGGUUGAUUAUGAUAUUGAAGACGUAGAACCACCUAUAUUAACCGUUGAACAAGCAGUCGAGAAGUCGAGCUUUUUUGAAGUCCCGCCGUUCUUAACCCCAUCACAAGUUGGUGACUUCUCAAAGGGAAUGGCUGAAUCUGAUCACCAAAUUCACUCUGCUGAGAUCAAACUUCCAUCACAAUACUAUUUCUAUAUGGAAUCACAAACAGCAUUAGCUGUCCCAGAUGAAGACAACUGCAUGGUGGUUUAUAGUUCCAGUCAGGUCCCUGAAUUGGUACAAAGUGUCAUUUCCCGGUGUCUUAAUAUUCCCGAACACAAUGUUCGUGUGAUUACACGAUGGGUUGGUGGCGGUUUUGGUGGAAAGGCUAUUAAAGCUAUGCCCGUUGCGGCAGCAUGCGCACUUGCAGCAUACAAACUACGUCGUCCUGUAAGAACAUAUGUAAAUCGAAAAACCGACAUGAUAUUGGCAGGAGGAAGACAUCCAAUGAAGAUAAAUUACACGAUUGGAUUCAAAUCUAACGGGAAAAUCACAGCCCUACAUCUAGAUGUUUUAAUCAAUGCUGGGAUGUCAAUAGAUGUUAGCCCUAUAAUACCAUGGAAUUUCGUUGGUUCACUCAAGAAAUACAAUUUUGGUGCCUUGUCAUUUGACAUUAAAGUAUGUAAAACCAACCAUUCUAGUAAAUCCGCAAUGCGGGCCCCAGGAGAAGUGCAAGGAUCGUAUAUAGCCGAAGCCAUUAUAGAACACGUAGCGACUCAUCUUUCGUUAGAUGUAGGGUUGGUUAGGGAGAUGAACUUUCAUAAUUAUGAUAGCUUGAAGUUAUUCUAUGGUAAUAGUGCGGGUGACCCUUUAGAGUAUACUUUACCUACCAUAUGGGAUAAGUUAAUGAAAUCUUCAAACUUUGACACUAGAGUUGAAAUGGUAAACAAGUUUAAUAAAAACAAUAUAUGGCGUAAAAAGGGUAUUUCACGGAUUCCCAUUCUGCAGAACGUGUCAUUGAGAGCGACACCUGGUAGAGUGAGUAUAUUACAGGAUGGUUCGGUUGUGGUUGAAGUUGGUGGUAUUGAGUUGGGUCAGGGUCUAUGGACCAAGGUUAAACAAAUGACUGCAUACUGUCUAAGUGCGGUUCAGUGUGACGGAACCGAUGGGCUCUUGGAGAAGGUUCGGGUCAUACAAGCGGACACUUUGAGUAUGGUUCAAGGCGGGUAUACAGCUGGAAGUACAACCUCUGAGGCAAGCUGUGAAGCUGUUAGACUUUGCUGCGAUGUGUUGGUUGAAAGACUUGUGUCAUUGAAGGAAAAAGUGAAAGAACAAAUGGGUUCAGUUAAUUGGGAGUUACUUAUUAUGCAGGCGGGUGUACAAUCGGUGAACUUAUCAGCAAGUUCAUUUUUUGUACCUAAGUUUACAUCUAUGAGUUACAUUAAUUACGGUGCUGCAGUUAGUGAGGUGGAAGUAAAUCUUUUGACUGGAGAAACCAAAAUGUUGCAGACAGACAUCAUAUAUGAUUGUGGACAGAGCUUGAAUCCUGCUGUGGAUUUGGGACAGGUUGAAGGGGCUUUUGUGCAAGGGGUCGGAUUUUUCAUGCUUGAAGAAUAUCUUACAAACUCUGAUGGUUUGGUGGUUGCGGAUAGCACGUGGACAUACAAGAUACCCACAAUUGACACCAUUCCCAAACAACUAAAUGUGCACAUACUUAACAGUGGACAUCACAAAGACCGCGUUCUUUCUUCAAAAGCUUCUGGUGAGCCCCCAUUGCUUCUUGCAGCUUCAGUUCAUUGUGCAACUAGAGCUGCUAUUAAAGAAGCAAGAAACCAACUUGAUUCUUGGAAGGGGUUAAACGGUUCUGAUACGUUUUUCGAGUUAGAUGUUCCUGCUACAAUGCCAGUGGUGAAAACACUAUGUGGACUUGAUAAUGUUGAGGUCUACCUCCAGAGCUUGUCAUCUAGAUCGUAAAUACAAUAUGUUUUGUCGAUACAAGGCUCUUUGUUCAUGUCGUUAAACAUGUAUCGUGUAUUAUUAUCACUAGUAAACAUUGUAAUUACUUGUAAGUAAUUGAAUAAAACCACCAUCUCCAUCAUGUUUCUUAAUGUGAAAAUUGAACCGAGAUCUUCUAUCUCAUUUUAUGUGUU